GCUCGGACUUGGUGCGCUAGUCACAAUUGCUGCGAGCCUCCGCGGAUCGCUGGCGAAAAGGACCACCGUCUUCUCUGUUCGUCAUUGAUUGGCCUUUAGUGAGGACUGAGCCGCGACCCAUGAGUCACACAGAGGACACCCCCAUGGAUGCGCAGGUCACCAGCGAUGGAGCCUCGCACGAUGAGAUUUGGAAGCGCACGAGGGAAGCCUCGAGCAAAGGUGCUGCCGAAGAGAUUGAUGUACCGAGUGCUGGGCCCAUGAAAUCCCCGAACGAUGCCGCUGCCGUUCAAUCCACCAGCGACGCGCACACAAGCAACGUGCAGGACCGAUCUGCAACGAGAGCAAACAGGGCGAUACCUAGGCCAGCGCCUCUCUCCCAGCGCUCACGAACUGGCAGCACUCUCUCCAUCAACGACGACGACGAUCGAAGCACUCCGUCUACCCCAGCCCCUUUCGACAAGAACCCUCUAAUGGUAGAUGCAGAGGACGAGGAUGUGAAGAUCGCCAUCAUGGCUUUGGGUGCGAUGAAGCAUCUCGACGGCUCAGCAAGCAGCAGCGCAAGCGGUAGCGAAGGUCCAAGUCGACGAGAAUCGAGUGCUGACAAGCUUGGCAGCAGUGCGGAACGGGGCCCGGCAGGCCAACCUACUGAUGCCCAUCUGCGAGUGGCAUCCUUGCCCUCCACCUCUUCUGCCGCUUCCACCAUGCUCUCGUCGCCAAUGUCUACGCCUGGCUCUGAAAUGACCGGUUUGUCCAUGCCCUCAUCCGCCUCCUCGUCCAAGCGCACCGCUGGGUCCCAGUUCCCAGCGACUCCACGGACUCUGGGCGAUCUGCCUGCAGACUUUCCAUUCCCUGCUGUCGUCACUGAUGAGCAUGGAAAUGAGUUGACGGUCGAUCCAGAGAUGAUGAAGGAUGCCGAUUUCUUGCGCAGGGUCUCUCACCUACCUAUCGUCAGAGGUACCUUGCGAGCAUACGAGCUCAGCAAGCAAAGGAGCAGAGUUGUCAAGUACGGCGGCGACCUAGUCGAAAGCGGAGUCAAGGCCAUCGGAGGACCCGUCGUGAGUCGCUUGGGCGCUAGACUCGGUGAAAAGAAUGUCGAGCAGCUCGAUGCGUUUGCUUCAAGGCAGCUAGAGAGGCUAUAUCCAACUGGGGAAGACCCGGCCUCUCGCGAAGAGAAUCAGCAAAUUCUUGAAGAACUCGAUGAGCGCGAGCGCACAGAGUGGAAGGAUAUGGGUGCAGAGGAGAAGUCAAAGCGUCGCCGUGCUUAUUGGGCUUUGCGACUCGAAGAGCGAGAGCGAGAGAUGGUGGUCAACGAGCUACGGCAACGCAAGGGCAAGAGUCGUGCGCAGGACUCCGAAAGCAACGAGUCUGGGGAUCGCAAUGGGUGGGCCACAGGGUGUAAGUUGCUGCCGCUUUUCGAUGAGUCAGCUGAGCGCCUGACUCAAGCCGACCCUGAUCGCUUCGCAGCGGCCCCAGCGUCGCAGGCUAUCGUCGCGACACGCAGUUCUGACGGCUUUGAUGGACGAGGUCGUAGUGAUUCGGACACACGAGCCAUCGGACCCUCCGCAUCUACCAGUGGCAGUGGCUGGGGCUCGAUGCUGGUCGAAGCCGGCGUCACAGCGGGUGGUCUCAGUGCCGCCGUCAGCGAGGAGAGCAUGAAGAGUCUGAAAUAUUGUCUUCAAUGGCUGCAGUACGCCACUGCGCAUAUCGAGCAUCAAAUCACGAUCCUUCGCGACCUCAUCGUCAAGCUCAACCACGGUGAACUAGAACUGUCCAAUGCAGCUCUACAAAGCCUUGGGCUAAUCAAGGGCGACGUCGUUGGAACCAUCCGCGGUGUUGUCGACGUUGUCGGCAAAUAUGCCGGAGGUGCGCUUCCUGAGCCCGCAAGACGGUCCGUAAAGGCCUUUAUUCUUAGCCUGCCAGCGCGAUGGGCGACUGUCAAUCGCGUUGGUGGACCUGUAGCAGUAGGCAAUGGUGCGAUGGGGUCACCUACUGGCGGAUCAUUUGGUGGUUCGCCUGCGUCUCCAUCCUUUUCUGCUGCCCACAUCAGCGGAGGCGACGCUGCCAUGCAACACCAGCUGAGAACUACAAGCCCACACCGUGCCACCCAGGCUGCGGCUGCCAGACAACAGCAACAAAUGCAGCAAGUCGCUACGCAGCAAGCAGCCAAUCGAAUCUUGACACUGGCAGUCGAGAGCUUGGAUGUCCUUCGCAGCGUCACCAUCAUCUUUGGCGAGUCAUUGGAUCGAGCUGAUCUCUGGGUAGAGAGGCUCAGAGUGCUCGGUCUACAGAGAAAACGUGCUCACGAGCAUGCGCUCGCCGAAGAGGCUGCUGCUCGUAUCGACGUUGGCAUGGGCGGCGCCCUCACGAGUGGUCGACACGCUGAUUGGGAGAGUGCACGAGGCAUGUCUGGGCUGCGUGGAGCUAGUCCUGGCGCGGACAGCGUGGCGUCGAUGACCACUUCCGCUUCAGGCUCAAAGCGCAGAAGAACGCGAGGCGACCCGACUUCGACGAAGAGCCCCAGCCCAUCCAUGCGGGGCGCCAGCGACGAUGAGGGUCAGCGAACAGAGACGGAUAGCAGAUCUGCCCGGGAAGGCGCAAUGCGGAAUCGCAGCAGGAGCAGAAGCAGAAGUGGUGCGGCCGCCACAUUGCCCGCUUUUACGCCUGGAGCUUCUGGAGCUUCUUCUAGCGCUAUCGCCUCACCCAACCACCAUUCUUCAGGCGCUCAUUCAGCGAGUCAGCGAAGAAAGAGAGGCAGCGCAAGACACUACUCGGCCAGAACCCCUUCGGCCAACAACACGCCGGCUUUCGCUUUCAAGGAACUCGAUUUGCACGGCGGCGGCGCUGCUAAGAGGGGAUGAGCUAAAAGUGUCGCGCUUGUCAAUGGGAUCUUCGCACCUUUUUGGACAUUCUCGAGCCCCCACGGAUACAGCUCGCAAUUCCGAAGCUGCCCGAUCAACCUGCUCUCGGCCCCU
Messenger RNA from Ceraceosorus guamensis, 2972 nucleotides. Its product is annotated as Opi1-domain-containing protein. The record is from RefSeq and is a predicted model, not a curated record. The transcript is spliced from 2 exons. Lineage: Eukaryota; Fungi; Basidiomycota; Exobasidiomycetes; Ceraceosorales; Ceraceosoraceae. Gene Ontology annotation, cellular component: nucleus; endoplasmic reticulum. Gene Ontology annotation, molecular function: transcription corepressor activity. Gene Ontology annotation, biological process: endoplasmic reticulum unfolded protein response; regulation of transcription by RNA polymerase II; phospholipid biosynthetic process. Bases 120 to 2858 code for a protein of 912 amino acids.